Molecule: messenger RNA, 1898 nt
Organism: Melanotaenia boesemani (Boeseman's rainbowfish)
Lineage: Eukaryota; Metazoa; Chordata; Actinopteri; Atheriniformes; Melanotaeniidae
Product: GTPase IMAP family member 8-like
Exons: 5
Coding region: 139-1425 (428 amino acids)
Molecular function (GO): GTP binding
Source: RefSeq, a predicted model, not a curated record
AGCAUGUGGAUUCCUGUAGUUCCACAGAACCACACCUGCAGUUAAAUGAUCUAAACGAGGAAGGAGAAUCACAGCGGACAAGAGAAAAGUUCUGGCUCUGCUUCUUACUGAGGGUUAUUUUCAGAGAAGAACCUUUAAAUGGACACAUUAUCUAAUGGUCUUGAGCCAACCCUGUCAGGACUGGUUUUGCUGCUACUGGGCAAGAAGCAAAGCGGGAAGAGUUCAGCUGGAAAUGCCAUCCUCAACAGACGAGCCUUCCAUCAGAAAACCAGCAGAAGCUGCAGGGAGAACGGCACCGUCUUUGGAUUACAGGUGACGGUGGUGGACACCCCAGGGUGGUUGUCCCCUUCCACCACUCCACACAAAGUUUCCAGGGAGAUCUGCAGAGGUCUGACCUUCUGCCACCCAGGACCUCAUGCCAUUCUGCUGGUGCUCCCCACCUGCAGCACCUUCGGUCUUGAGGAAUGGAGCGCCAUGGAGGCCCAGUUCAGACAGCUAGAAACCUCCAUCUGGCAGCACACCAUGAUCCUGUUCACCCACGGAGACCAGUUAGGGGGAUUGUCCAUCCAGGAUUACAUACGACAACAGGGUGGGAGUCUGCAGUGGCUGCUGGAGCGAUGUCAGAACAGGUACCAGGUCAUGAGCAGCCACUCCGCUGAAUCUCAGGCUCAGGUUAUGGAGCUCUUUCAGAAAAUUCAGAGGAUGGCAGAGGCUCCAAAGCAUCCCAGGGUGGUCCAGUACAGGGCACAAAUCCCGAUGAGCCGAGACGUGAGCAUGAGGGGGGAGCAGAGAUGGAACAUGAAAGAGAUGAAUGGAAGGCAGCACAUGGCCUCAAGAUGGCCACCUUCAUCCAUAGGCGUUGCAUCAGGUCGAACAGGUUGGAACCCAGAUAUUAGCCUCAUCCUACUGGGAAGGAGAAAGUCUGGGAAGAGCUCGGCAGGCAACAUGAUCCUGAACAGAGAGCAGUUUCAGAGAGGCAUAAAGACCACCAGCAGCUCUGCAGGCCACGCAGAAAUAUCAGGGAGGUCUGUGACGGUGGUGGAUACCCCCGGGUGGAGUCUGUUUGGUCUGGCCAAUCCUGAGCAGGUCAGGAAGGGGAUACUUCAGAGCCCCUCACUCUGUCCUACCGGGAGCAGGAAGACAUUCCUGCUGGUCAUUCCUGUUGAUUCAUUCAAAGAGAAAGACAGGAGAGCCAUAGAGACGAACCUCAGUGUGCUGGGGGACGAGGUCUGGAGGUGUACCAUGGUGUUGUUCACCUUUGGAGAAGAGCUGAGAGGAAGUACAGUUGAGAAGUACAUCAAGAACAAAGGAGAACCUCUGCGGUGGGUGCUGGAAAGAUGUGGUUGCCACUAUCAUGUAUGUGACACCCAAAAAAAGGACAAAGAACAAGUAAAUCAGCUCCUGGGGUUGGUGGAGAAGAUGUAGAGACUUUUAAACAUUAAACAUGUUCACCUCAUGUCACUGUUCGUCAUCUAUGUGUGUGUGCUGAUACCAUCCCCGUAAAUCUCUUUGUUUUUACAUCCUAAUUUCCAUUUCUGUAGCAUUUGGUAAACUCUGGGAACCAAACCAGUCUAGAUUUCACAAUGAGACAAUAUGUUACAUAAGCUCUGAGAGCCUGUGCUGGCACCAGGAAGGACUGGUAUAUGUCAGAAGUAGUGUACAUUGUUAUGUACAUUUUAUUUCUCCAUAUGGUUUUUCUUUCCUUCCUUUCACUAUACAGGCAUUUUUUCUUUUGUUCAUGUAUGUACUGACAUAUGGAUGCAUAACUGAAACCCAAAUUGGGAAAACUGUGGAUACCAGUAGAUGUGCUGAAAGACUCGCUCUUACUUUUCCACUUUUUCUCUACUGCUUGUAAUUACUUUUGGUCAACGUGCAAUAAAAAUCAAUUUUAGAAAAUA